AUGGCCUUGACCACAACCGACAUUGACUCGUUCCCGCUGGGGAGAAGGGAAGCACAUCCCCGUCCCGCUCCUGCAAUUGCGAUAACUCCCUGUGAUCCCUGGCCUCGACCAUAUUACCUGGAGAAUGGCCUCCGACGCGUUGCGCCCUAUCAUUAUACCUAUAACACAUUCUGCAAGCAAAGAUGGCGGGGUCGUGAACUUCUGGACAUAUUUGCUACGGAGUUUCGCGAUCGAUCACGGGAAUAUUACAAGCAUGCCAUUGAGAUAGGACAGAUCUCGAUCAACGGAAAGCCCUGUAGUGACGUCCACACCGUCGUGAAAAAUGGAGACGUCAUCUCACAUACCCUGCACAGACACGAGCCUCCAGUCACAGCUCAACCAAUUCGAGUCAUCAGUGAGACAGACAAUAUGAUUGUGAUCGACAAGCCGGCAGGAGUACCUGUCCACCCAGCGGGAAGGUAUAACUACAAUUCGGUGGUGGAAAUCAUGAAAGCAGAAAGGCACUUCACCUUCAAGCCGCUCCCAUGCAAUCGACUCGAUCGCCUGACCAGUGGUGUCAUGUUCAUUGCAAAGACUGGUCAGGAGGCGGAAGCGAUGAGCGAGAAGCUACGAGGCCGCACUGUGCGUAAAGAGUAUAUUGCUAGGGUCAAAGGCAGGUUUCCCGAUGGCAAGGAAUGGGGUGGAGAUCCGAUGCGUGGUGGAGUGGUUGAUUGUGAGGAAAGCAUUCUGCAAAUCAGUCCGAUACUUGGUCUCAAUCGAGCACGAGCCAGUGGGAAGCCAGCAAAGACGUUGUUUAGAAGGAUAGCCUACUACCCUCGAAAGUCAACCAGCGCGGUACCUUUCGAACACGUAAAUCAAGUCAACGGUACCGAGACCAUACAGCCAGCAGCUCCUACACCAGGCACUGAGAAUGAUGGAUACAGCAUUGUUCACUGCCUGCCCUUAACCGGCAGAACACACCAGAUCCGUGUGCAUCUACAGUUUGUAGGUCAUCCCAUCACCAACGAUCCUAUUUACAGUAAUCGAGCGGUAUUUGGGCCCGGCCUUUCGAAGAAUGACUCCAGUGGGAGCGAUGAUGCCGAGGUCAUUGCGAGGCUAGCGAAGAUGGGAAAGACAGAAGUCGCUAGUUCGAUAGCUCAUGAAGAGCAGAUGGCAAAGAUCAUCGACCAGACUCAGCAAAUGACUGCUUCUGACGCCGCAAAACUUAGUGACGCCAACUUCAAACCGUUGAAUAGUGGUACUCUGCAUGCAGGCAACCUAGCAGGAGCAGACGAGGAAGCUCAAUAUGGAGCCUAUGUCAAAGCGCACGCGGACAUGGUGGCCGACUAUAACAAACGGAAAGGCGAAAAGAUGACGGGGGAGAACUGCAGCAUUUGUGACACGCCAUUGUAUUCCGAUCCUGGACCGCAUGAGCUGGGAAUAUAUCUGCACGCUCUUGCAUACGCGGACGUGGAAGAAGGGAGCUGGAGCUACAGGAGUCCAGCACCAGCGUGGGCUCUCCCACCAGAGGGUGUAGAUGGCCCUCGUGAAGUAGGGCCAUGGGAAUACCGUGGAGACGAGACACUGGACAUCGGUGACGAAAGAGCGGAUGAGCAGUACAAGACGAAGAUGGGUACUAGGAAGAAUCGAGAACUGGACUUGGCAGACUCGUUGCCGCUUCAGAGUCACGGGUCAGCCUACACUCGAGCAGUCACUUAA
Molecule: messenger RNA, 1698 nt
Organism: Exophiala aquamarina CBS 119918
Lineage: Eukaryota; Fungi; Ascomycota; Eurotiomycetes; Chaetothyriales; Herpotrichiellaceae
Product: pseudouridylate synthase
Exons: 1
Coding region: 1-1698 (565 amino acids)
Biological process (GO): pseudouridine synthesis
Molecular function (GO): RNA binding; pseudouridine synthase activity
Source: RefSeq, a predicted model, not a curated record